UAGUGUGUAUGGGUAGGGAGGGAGAGAGAGGGAGAUAUUGAGUGUGUGAGCUAGAGAGAUUGUGAGGAGAGGGAGGGAAGUGUAAGCCAGUCACAGCAUCUCUUCGUACUGCACCAGGGCUAAGGGACUCGUCCCAUUGUUUCCCUCGCUACAAAAUUAGCACAGUUCCAUCUGUGCAGUCAUCUUUUUUUUUUUUUUUUUCUACUUGCUGCCUUUGACAGAACCUAUCUGAUUUUAUGCCUGCACUAAAGGAUUUACUCAUAAAAAAUUGUGUUGUCCUGUGUCACGGACAUUUUGGACAGGACAGUGGAAUUCUGACCGGGACUCGACUCUGCUUUUUAUUUAUAUUGCCAUAGCGGAUUUCGCUUUGGUUGCGCAGCAAGUGUUUUUUUUCCCCCUUUCUCUGAGCGACAGACAUACUGAGAGAAGAGUUAACGGAGGACUCUGCAGGACCCCAUGCCUCAAUGCCUCCACAUUUAAACAGAAUUUUUAAGCAUUGAAAGGAAUUGAGUCCCCCUCGUGCUUCCUUCAGAAUGCAAGUAAAGUAUAUGAGGUUGAGAAAAGUAGUUUGCUGACUGUGCCCGCAACCUCUCUCCAAGUGUGUGCCACAGGAUUGCCGAGGAGUCCAAGUGAGUGGAGCAGCGCUGAGUUAUUCGGCUGGCUUCUCAUAGCUCCUGGAGAGUCCUUUCUCCUGCCUCCAUUGGAGUCUGACAUUUUAUGCCUUCAUCAGCCAUUACGACUGUUGGAUUUUUUUUCUACUAGAAGUCCAGAACUUUGAUAGCUGUAUUUGCUCUUUUUGACUUUUAUUUAAAAUUACAUUUUUGGAGCACUACUGCUUAUUAUUAUUUUUUUUUAAUUUCAAUCUUUUUUUUUUUUUUAUUAAGUGUUGGUUUCUGCACAUGGAUGCCUUGAAAACACACCCUAACCAUGUGUGUGUUGAGAGGAUUGUGACAUUAUCUCCUGUGGAGAGAUCCCCUUGUUUUUUUUGCCCGUGUCUGUGUUUUGACUCUCACAAUAGUUAGGCCCACAUGGGUUCCAGACACUGACAAGAGGACCACUAAAAUAAGGGAAGCUUACCAUUGAAUUAUAAACACAGUAACCCCAGUCCAGCCACAUUGUGGAUUUUACUGAAGAAGAGAUUGAGAAAUGGGUUUCUUUUUUUUUUUUUUUUGCAACAAGACUCCCAAGAGGGAAUUUCCUCUCUGAAAUUAAAUGUAUAAAACCAACCCUGCUGAGUAAAUUUAAUCAUUUAAUUCAUUAAGCUUUUCAUCAGGCUUUUCCCCUGGCAAACUCUUUCAUCUGGGUUUUGUUGAAACAGCUUAUUCCCUCGGCUAUUGGUGGCAAACCUUUUGAAACUGGAAGAUAAAGACCACAGAGCUGCCAAGCUAAGCAGCAUGGAACCUCACCUUUAGGAUGGAUGCUCAUUUCAUCUAUGAAUCGACUCUGCUUCAGUUUUAUCGAAGGAAUAUGUUUUCCAAACCAUGCUGUGCAAGUGGAAAGGAAGCGCCUCAUUCAAAGGCAGAUGGCAGAUUGACGAUUUUACUCCUGUCAAUGUUCCCUUGAUUGAAACUCAUCAACGUGAAAGAGAGGUGUUAAGUUGUGUUGGGUGAAGCUGGCUACAGUGGCCCCAGAGAGGAGCAGACCAUUUGAACUUCCAUGCGUUUGCCUCAUUCAAGUUAUACCACCUUGGAUAAAACCUAGAACAAUGAAUUUGUCUGAUGCAACGGCAGACCCAGUGCUUGCAGGAAAUGGCAGCCUUGGCAAUGUUUUUUCUGGUGCCACGAACCACUCCUGUCCCUUAGGAUGGGGGCUGAAAGGAAGCCUAGAAGCUUGCAUCCUGGAGACUGCUGUCGUCGUACUUUUGACUGUGCUCAUUAUUGCUGGUAACUUGACAGUAAUCUUUGUGUUCCACUGUGCCCCGCUACUGCAUCACUACACCACCAGCUACUUCAUCCAGACUAUGGCCUAUGCUGACCUUCUGGUGGGUCUCAGCUGCCUGGUACCCACCUUGUCUUUGCUCCACUACCCAGCAAGUGUCCAGGAGCCCAUCACAUGUCAGGUGUUCAGCUAUGUCAUCUCAGUCCUCAAAAGUGUUUCAAUGGCUUGUUUGGCCUGUAUCAGUGUGGACCGCUAUCUGGCUAUAACUAAACCACUAUCCUAUAACCAACUGGUAACACCAUGCCGGCUACGGGGCUGCAUCACCCUCAUAUGGGUUUACUCCAGCCUUGUCUUUCUGCCCUCUUUCUUUGGAUGGGGCAAGCCAGGCUAUCAUGGGGAUAUUUUUGAGUGGUGUGCACAUUCGUGGCCCACUUCUGCCCUAUUUACAGGCUUUGUGGUGUGCUUACUCUAUGCUCCCGCUGCCCUUGUGGUCUGUUUUACCUACUAUCACAUAUUCCGCAUUUGCCAGCAGCACAACAGGGAGAUCAGUGAACGACGGGCGCGUUUUCCUAGCCAAGAGAUGGAAACUGUUGAAGGAGGGGCUGAUGGGCAGCAGGGAGGACAUGGACCAGAUCGGCGUUACGCGAUGGUGCUCUUCCGCAUCACCAGUGUUUUUUAUAUGCUCUGGCUGCCCUACAUCAUCUACUUUGUGUUAGAGAGCUCCCAUGUCCUGGAUAGCCCUGCUCUCUCCUUCAUUACCACUUGGCUAGCAAUCAGCAACAGUUUUUGCAACUGUGUCAUCUACAGCUUGUCCAAUAGUGUCUUCCGCUUAGGCAUGCGUCGGCUCUCACAGACAAUUUGCUCAUUCAGCCACUGUGCCGCUGAUGACCGGGACUUUGGGAAGCCAAAACCAAGAAAAAGGGCAAACUCAUGCUCUAUCUGAAUACAUGCGUUUUAACUUAUUAAGACAGACUGCUGUGUGAUGACACCUGUGUUAUACCCAUGGCCACGGUCCACAAUGAUUGAAAUUUUGAGAAAACAUUAUUUAUUUGUUUGAAAAUGUUGUUUUAAUCAUAGUGUGUUUAAUCAUUAAUGUGUUAGAACUACAAUACAGUGGUGCCAUGGUUCCAAUGCCCAAUUGAAAAAAAUACACUAAUGCCAGAAUACAUUUUUUUUGAGGGAGUUGUAUGAAAAAGCUAAUUUGACAAAAUCUCUGCUCAAAAACAUGUUUCAAGGUCAAUUGCUAUUGAUUAAACAUGGUUGACAUGCAUGAUGCAGUUUGCAAAUGUGAAAAAGGCUUUCUGCUGAGACUGUUAAUAUACAGUAAUAUGGGUAAUUGAAAAUGAUUACUUGUUCUACUGCAAUCCUCUAUUACUGCACUUUUGAGGACUGUUAAAACUUUUUCAGUAAACUACUAUUGAAAUUCUUAAUUUGUUUUCUCUGUGGGAAAAAAUAAGCUUGGCUGUAAAAUGUUAUUUUAAAAUUAUUUUGGUAUAUUUAUUGUCCCUUUGUCUGGUAUUGAAUUAUUGAAACAUCAAAUACGUUUUUUUAAUAUUUCAUUAGGGUUAUAUAUAACUGCCUAUUACCCUUUAAUAACAUGUUUACUCUUUACUCUUUUGAAGCUCAAUGUUUUUCUACAACUAACUUAAAGACAUUAGCAAAAAUGUUUCACUUCUUGGGUUUUUGAGGAGACUAUCACACAAAGAUUUACUGGAAAAAAAAGAUUUUUGAUAGCAUGCUACUCUCUGUAAAUGAUAUACAUAUCUUAAAAAACAUUUAAAAAUGCUGUUUUGGUAAUUUGAUGAAUGACAUCAUGUUGUUUUGUUGAAUUUUGGUUUAUUGUCACUACUACGUUUGACAACACAGCAUAGAAGUUUGUAUCAGUUUUGAAAAAUGUGGUCAUGUCAGCAUUUGAACAGUGUAGUAAUUGUCCCUUAGAGACAAACCAUAUGGUACAGCAAUAUUUUAAAAUCAUCCACCACCUUGCUUUGCACAUCCUUAGCAUUGGUAUUGUUAGCACCACCAGCUGGUUGUUGCCAAGUAGUGAAAUCCAUGCAGGCCUUUGUUACAGCCGUAACUAGUUGCUGUGUUUUUUUUAAAUCCAAACUAAUUGGAGUUCCCUGACUCCUACCUUGUAGGUUUCACCACCUAAGACUAACUACUCUUCAAGUAAACUUUAGUGCAAUUCGUCAUCAAAUGACGAAAGGAAGAGUUUGUGCAAGAAAAUACAUACUUUUUCAUAAUUUUGCUACUGUUGUUUUUGUUAUUCAAAAGAGCACACAUAGAGAACAGUUUAAACGUAAAGUUAUUUCAUGGUAAAACGCUCUCUAUGUUGGUUUACCUGGGUUGGUUAUUUGGUUAAGGUGUUUUGCAUAAAUCAGUCAGGUAAAAUGUCUUGCUAUUAUAUAGUGACUUUGAGUUUCCUCUGAAACUUUUAUUUAUUUAUUUUUUUAAGUCUGGUGAAGGGUGACCGGAUCAUGCCGGAUAAAUACACACCGAUGUCUCCACUAAGCUUUACUCUCUGUUAAAAACUAUGACAAUAUUGGCAACAGAUUGGUUAUCCAUAGUUAUUUAGAUGAUCCUUUCAGGCCAACAUUUCAUCAGUGAAAAUCUUGUCAAGGUUUUUUUUUUUUUUCUGGUAAUUUCUUUUGAUCAAAAUGGGUUAAACUGUCUGACGUCAACAUUGUAUCUGUAAGAUAAUGACGGUAGUCUAGGUUCUGUGAAUUCCCUUCAACACUAUAUCCAAAAAUGUGGCUUGUAUAAGAAAUAACAAUAGGUUAACACGGAAUAGCUGUGUCAAAAGCUAGAGAUCUGUUCUAUUGAUAGAAUGCUCUGUUAACAAGAGUUAGUACUGUGGAGUAGAUGCAAUUUAUGGGGCCUGACUUUGUGUAACGAUAUGGUAAAAAAUACAACAGUAGUCCUAAAAUUGAUAGCAUGGUUGUUACCAUGUAAUGUGCAUUUUUUAACGUGAUUGUCCAAGUGAAUUUUACAGUAUUUGGUCACAAAUUGCAGAAUUUAUUAUUUUUUUGGCGUGCUUUUUAAACAAUCAUGUAAAUUUGUAAGUUGGCUUCCUGUUUUAAACCUCCGAGGGCCAUCACCUGCAUAAAGUACAGUUAUUUAAAUCGGUGUCUGUAUUCCAAAAACCUAACUGAAGUGGUAGGAUUAUACUGACUUGUUAAAACAAAAUGUUUUAAUUUCAAGUGCAGUAUAAAAAUGGAUGAAUUUAAUGAAAUGACUGUAUGUGUAAGACUUUACACAAUAUGCUGUAUUGUGGGUGUGUUUCAAACAUGUUGUACAAAAAAGUAUAAUGUACCUAUUGUGUUAAAUUAAUCUGUUUCUGAUGUUUUGACUAUAGAGGGCCGUGUAUUGAUAGCACAAUAUCUAUUUUUUUAUUUUCUGAAAUUUUGACAACGAUUUUGUUGUUGCCAACCAAAUAAAGGUGACAAUAACAAGAACUUCACAUGUGAUAUUUCUCGGCUCAGAUUCAUAUUUGUUAAGAUAAAUGUACGUAAGUAUGUAGAUAUAGUGUCAGUGUAUUACUCAAGUAUAUGUACAGUUUUAGAGAUGCUGUACCACAGAUGCAUAUUUAAAAGGAAUUUUUGUUUUGUUGGAGUACCUUUUUGUCAUUUUAUUCAUCUUUUUGUGACUGUAAGAAUUAAAGGCCUGAUUUACUAAGAUCCAAAAACCAUGUGCUAAACAGCAUGUGCAGUCUAUAAAAUUGCAUGCACUAUUAGUGGGCAUGUUUCGUG
This is a messenger RNA of Nerophis ophidion (straightnose pipefish), 5627 nucleotides long. RefSeq names its product G protein-coupled receptor 52 (gene gpr52). The transcript has a single exon. The coding region runs from base 1706 to 2821 and encodes 371 amino acids. Gene Ontology annotation, molecular function: G protein-coupled receptor activity. Lineage: Eukaryota; Metazoa; Chordata; Actinopteri; Syngnathiformes; Syngnathidae. Gene Ontology annotation, biological process: G protein-coupled receptor signaling pathway. Gene Ontology annotation, cellular component: membrane. The record is from RefSeq and is a predicted model, not a curated record.